Brassica oleracea var. oleracea is the source of this 1381-nucleotide messenger RNA. RefSeq names its product chorismate mutase 1, chloroplastic. The record is from RefSeq and is a predicted model, not a curated record. Gene Ontology annotation, molecular function: chorismate mutase activity. Gene Ontology annotation, biological process: chorismate metabolic process; aromatic amino acid biosynthetic process. Lineage: Eukaryota; Viridiplantae; Streptophyta; Magnoliopsida; Brassicales; Brassicaceae. Gene Ontology annotation, cellular component: cytoplasm. The coding region runs from base 237 to 1208 and encodes 323 amino acids. The transcript has 6 exons.
UUGCGUGGGCUAAAGACGUGCACACAGUCUCGCAGAAGACAAACCUAACUUCCUCCACCCUCUCCUCCUUCGCAAGUGUCUCUCUCCUUUACCCACCACACAAACCUACCCCCCCCCCAAAUGCCUAACGCUCUCUUAUAACAUUUCUCUUUCAUCUGCAGAUUAUUCUCUGUCUCUUCCUCUGAUAUUUAGAUCCUCUGUUUUCUCCGCCUACUCUGUUUUUUUCCUUCUCAUCAAUGGAAGCGUCAUUGUCGAUGAUGAAAUCGUCCGUCUCUUCCCCUGCGACUGUGUUCCUCGCCCAUAGACCCAAAGCUCCCUUCUCUGUUCGCUGUUCUCUUCCUCCCUCGAAGCCACCGCCACGCUCCGGAGCCAGCUCUGUUCACGCCGUUAUGACUCUCGCUGGAUCGUUGGUAGGGAAGAAACGAGUGGAUGAAAGCGAGAGCUUGACUCUGGAAGGUAUCCGAAACUCGUUGAUCAGACAAGAGGACAGCAUUAUAUUCGGUCUGUUGGAGAGAGCCAAGUACUGUUACAAUGCGGAUACUUAUGAUCCUACUGCUUUCGACAUGGAUGGUUUCAACGGGUCGUUGGUUGAGUACAUGCUCAAAGGCACUGAGAAGCUUCACGCUAAGGUUGGUAGGUUCAAGAGCCCUGAUGAACAUCCCUUCUUCCCUGAAGAUUUACCAGAGCCUAUGUUGCCGCCUCUGCAGUACCCUAAGGUAUUGCACUUUGCUGCUGAUUCGAUCAACAUAAACAACAAGAUAUGGAACAUGUACUUCAGAGACCUUGUUCCAAGACUUGUGAAGAAAGGCGAUGAUGGUAACUAUGGAUCAACAGCUGUUUGUGACGCUAUCUGCCUUCAGUCUCUUUCAAAGAGGAUCCAUUACGGUAAAUUUGUUGCAGAGGCCAAGUUCCAAGCCUCGCCCGAGGCAUAUGAGCCUGCCAUCAAAGCACAAGAUAAGGAUGCGUUGAUGAAUAUGCUGACAUUCCCGACGGUUGAGGAAGCGGUAAAGAAGAGAGUUGAGAUGAAAACACGAACAUACGGGCAAGAAGUGAAAGUGGGCGUUAAGGAAAAAGAAGAAGAAGAGCUGAAUAAUGAAUCUCAAGUUUACAAGAUCAGUCCUAUCUUGGUCGGCCACUUGUAUGGAGAUUGGAUCAUGCCCUUGACAAAAGAGGUUCAAGUGGAGUACUUGCUCAGAAGACUAGACUGAUAAAUAAAUGGCUUUGGUAGUAUACUAGUAUGUUUUUUUUUUAAUGGAAUGUUUUUUGGUUUUUUUUUUUUUUUUAACUUUACAAAUCUCUCAAAGGUUAAUUCACAACUAAACUAUAGUUCCAUGUUUGGUUUUCAAGGUUACUUGCAAAACAAAACUGUGUGGUUUAUGUA